AUUUUGUCAACGAACAUGGCGUCAUUUUCGAAAGCAAGAGAAUGAUACACUCUGAUUUAGUGAACAGGCCACUGCGCAAUCAAAUGUGCUCCUCACUACUCUGCAGCCGCUAGAGUGAAUCACAACCGUCCAUUCGCUUCCACCACUUAACAGCCUCUAACAACUUCUCACCUACCUUAACUGCCAAGUUACUAGUUCUACUUAGUUACGCAAUGGCCAAAUGGCCUAGAUAUAAAUAGCAAGGCUCCUCUGUAAUUGGGAUGGUUUUUGGAAUUGAAUAAAAUGCUCUUCUUCAUCUUGAUCUUCUCUCUCUCUCUACUCCUCUCUAGCACUUCUUUUCACCAUUGUUGAGGGUACCGGAGCCACAUUGGGAGCUCCCUAUUCUCACUAGUGGAAUCGUCGGUAUCAUUUGGUAUCAGAGCGCCAAUCCUCGGCAUGGUGGGUAGACAUGGAAACGAGGGCUCAAGAGCAAAAGAAGUUGGAGGAAAUGCUCCGGCAAUUGGUCAAGGAAUCGGCAACGCGACAAGAUCAAGCCAUCCAAGAAUUAAGGGAGCGGCAACACAUGGACAUGGAGGAGGUACGUCAAAUGUUUGUAAAUUUGCAUGCAUCAAUUUCUUCUGGUAGGGGUCACCACUCCCCUGCAAACCAGAGAUCAGAAGGUAACAACGCCCCUAGGUCUCAAAUUUUCCCACGAUUCACUAAGAUUGAGUUCCCUCGAUUCGAUGGGGAAGAUUUAAAAGGCUGGUUGUAUCGCUGUGAGCAGUUCUUCGAAAUUGAUGGAACUGCUGAAGAUGCCAAAGUCAAAUUAGCGACAAUUCAUUUAGAAGGAAGGGCUCUGCAAUGGCAUCAAAUUUUUAUGAAAUCGCGGCUAACGCGUGCAAUUCCUAGUUGGGAGGAGUACAUAUCAACUUUAAGUACUAGGUUCAGAUCAGAUUUGUUUGAUGAUCCCAUGGCUGAGCUUAAGGGGUUGAGACAGAUAGGAUCUGUAUUAGAAUAUCAGGAUAAAUUCGACUCACUUCUUAAUAGAGUGGAAUUAUCGGAAGAAUAUGCAGUGAGUUGUUUCAUCAGUGGGUUAAAAGAUGAAAUUCAAAUCCCAAUAAGAAUGUUCCAGCCCCGCACAUUGCAGCGAGCAUUGAGCUUGGCUAAGUUGCAAGAAGUGGCAAUAGAAGGGCACAGUAAGAAUCACAAAGGGGGAGCGAGGGUAACUACUGGAAAUCCACCCCUAUUACCUACCACUUGUCACGGGUCUAAUGACUUUUUGUCGAAAAGCCCGCGCGGCGCUCGUCUGUCACCUGCAUAAACGAGCCAGCCAAACCGUCCC
Molecule: messenger RNA, 1321 nt
Organism: Ananas comosus (pineapple)
Lineage: Eukaryota; Viridiplantae; Streptophyta; Magnoliopsida; Poales; Bromeliaceae
Exons: 1
Coding region: 449-1300 (283 amino acids)
Source: RefSeq, a predicted model, not a curated record